This is a messenger RNA of Aegilops tauschii subsp. strangulata, 1365 nucleotides long. RefSeq names its product L-galactose dehydrogenase. Gene Ontology annotation, biological process: L-ascorbic acid biosynthetic process. Gene Ontology annotation, cellular component: cytosol. Gene Ontology annotation, molecular function: L-galactose dehydrogenase activity. The record is from RefSeq and is a predicted model, not a curated record. NCBI's taxonomy places the organism in Eukaryota, Viridiplantae, Streptophyta, Magnoliopsida, Poales, Poaceae.
AACCGUAGCGCGUGGAGGCCGCCUCACCAUCUCUCCCGCAAAUUCCCCGCCGAGACAAGACAAAGACACGACGAGCUGGACCAUCAGCCAGGCAAGGCAACCACCACCCACCUCCUCCACUCGGCGCAACCAACACCAACCCGAGCAAUGGAGCUCCGCACCCUCGGCGGCACGGGCCUCCGCGUUAGCCCCGUCGGCUUCGGCGCCUCCCCGCUCGGCAACGUCUUCGGCGACGUCCCCCGCGACGUCGCCCGCGCCACCGUCCGCCGCGCCCUCGACCUCGGCAUCAACUUCUUCGACACAUCCCCGUACUACGGCGGCACGGUGUCGGAGUCGGUGCUCGGGGACUGCCUCCGCUUCUCGGGCGUCCCGCGCGACAGCUUCGUGGUCGCCACCAAGUGCGGCCGCUACAAGGAGGGCUUCGACUUCAGCGCCACCCGUGUCACGCGCAGCAUCGACGAGAGCCUCGCGCGCCUCGGGCUCGACUACGUGGACAUCCUUCACUGCCACGACAUCGAGUUCACCAGCCUAGACCAGAUCGUGAACGAGACGAUUCCUGCGCUGCAAAAGAUCAAGGAGAGUGGGAAGGCGCGGUUCAUUGGAAUUACUGGAUUGCCGUUGAGCAUCUUCACCUACGUGCUUGACCGGGUGCCUCCCGGCUCAGUAGAUUUGGUUCUGUCCUACUGCCACUACGGAAUCAAUGAUACCGCGCUGGUGGAUUUGCUACCGUACUUGAAGAGCAAAGGUGUUGGGGUGAUCAGUGCUUCGCCCCUUGCUAUGGGGCUUCUCACGGAUAACGGGCCACCUGAGUGGCACCCUGCACCAGAAGAACUCAAGCUGGCAUGCAGGACAGCAGCAGAUCACUGUAGAAAGAAGGGGAAACAUAUUACAAAGCUAGCCAUGAAGUAUAGCUUGAUGAACAAUGAAAUUUCUACAGUUCUUGUUGGAAUGAACUCUCCAGAACAGGUGGAGGAGAAUGUUGCUGCUGCAGUGGAAUUGUCGACUUCAGGCAUAGAUGAAGAACUUUUGCACGAAGUCGAAGCAAUUCUAGAGCCUGUUAAAAACUUGACCUGGCCCAGUGGUAUUCAGCAAGCGUAAUGUCUGAGUCAACAUUAGCUUAGGCAGAUGAAAUCCAUUGGGAUGAAUAUAUGUGCUAUUAGUUAAUAGAGUCAUAUAUGUUCAUCUGCAGCCUUGCAUGUUGAUUGAAAUGGGAUUAUCCAAGGCAACCAAAUGGAAGACCGUCAUUUGGAAUUUGUGGGUAAUGUUGUUGUCUCUAGUAAUUUAUAUGUGCCUGGGAGCCGACACUAACAAUAAAUGGUGAAUGAUGAUCGAUCAUUGAAUAAAUUGUUCGCAUAUGGCUGGAUA